Messenger RNA from Anarrhichthys ocellatus (wolf-eel), 1371 nucleotides. Its product is annotated as DLA class II histocompatibility antigen, DR-1 beta chain-like. The transcript has 5 exons. Lineage: Eukaryota; Metazoa; Chordata; Actinopteri; Perciformes; Anarhichadidae. Bases 33 to 773 code for a protein of 246 amino acids. The record is from RefSeq and is a predicted model, not a curated record. Gene Ontology annotation, biological process: antigen processing and presentation; immune response. Gene Ontology annotation, cellular component: MHC class II protein complex; membrane.
UUCACUUCCUCUAAUGUUUCUCAGAAGUAACCAUGCAUGUUCACAGCUUCUUUUCAUUGCUGUUUCUUCUACUUUCAUGUUCCAGAGCUGAUGCUCUUUUUGGUCAUUUUUUGGUUCGCUGCCAGUUUACUUCGUUAGAGGACGUUGUUUAUGUGGAGCAGUACUGCAUCAACAAGUUACUUCUGAUCCAAUACAACAGCACUUUGGGAAAUUUUACCGGCUACACAAAGAGAGCAAGAGAUAUUGCAGAUGGCCUGAACAAAAGCCCUGAUUUAAUGAAACAAAGAAAAAAGAAUGAGAAGAAAUGCAAAUCCCAGAUACCAUUCGUAUUGGAUCUCCAUUCAAAACCAGUGGAGCCCUCCGUCAGGCUGAGGUCAGUUGAGGCAGCAGGCAGCAAACAUCCAGGCAUGCUGGUCUGCAGUGCGUACGGCUUUUAUCCCAAACAAAUCAGAGUGACUUGGCUGAGGAACGGAAAUAUUGUGACAUCUGAUGUGACGUCCACUGAAGAACUGCCCAAUGGGAAUUGGCUCUACCAGAUACACUCAUAUCUGGAAUUUACACCCAGACCUGGAGAGAAGAUCACCUGUAGAGUGGAGCAUGCCAGCCUCACGGGGCCCAAGCUUUAUGAGUGGGACCCAGCAAACGAGUCACAGAGGAACAAAAUCGCUGUCGGGACAGCAGGGCUGCUGCUGGGUCUGGUGUUUUUAGUUGCUGGGCUGAUUUACUACAAGAAGAAGAACAACGCUGGCCGAGUGUUGGUGCCAACAGGUUAAGGCAGCCUGCCCCGUUGGCUGAAACGUAUGUAAUACAAGACAAAAUGUAAAAUGAUCCGACCCUGGAAAUCUCACCAAAAUGGCAGAGGAUGGAAUAAAUAAGAAGGCGUGGAGUCACUUCAUUUGAACUGUACACAUUAUUAUAGUUUAAAAGACCUUAUUUUUUCGAUGAAAUGGUUUGACUAUACCUGUAAUAUUUUGAUGUUCACAUUAUCAACGACGGGAAUGGCUGUUUCAUUUUGGAUUAAGUUAAUUAAAAAUGUAUACACAGCGCUAUGGUUCUGUCUACUACAAAUGUAAGGUGUCACAUGAUCUGACAUACUAGAUUUACUGGAUAUACGUAUAUCAGUCAUAAUAUAUCAAACACACACUUCUGACCAAUGUCACCCUGUUAGUAUUCGUCAACUCAAGUACAAAGAUAAAACUGCAGGUUCCAGAUACGCUAAAGUCCAACAGAAUAUUUUUUGUCUGCUACAUCAUAUCUACUGUGUAAAUCUUGUCUUGUGUUUUUCCUUUUGAGUAAAAGGUUGUAAAAAUACAGCCAAACUGGAUAAUGAAUUAAACUGUUUCGUACAGGAUUUAAUAAAAUGGACAACUG